GUGUUUUUUUGUUUAUCCCAACCGUGUUCUUUCUUUUCUUCAUCUGAUUGAGGAAGAAACUCGACAUACAUCCAUCGACGAUUCGGUAAACCCAAGCAGGAGUCUAAUCUCAACGAUUGGGAAUUGUUUAGUCGAUUGGGAUGCUUCCCUAUAUCGUUUGGUCUCUUACGGACAUACCUUCUGCGAUAUCACUUGGGGUGCCGGAGGAUCCACCGCCGAUCUCACUCUCGAGAUCGCUUCGAGGAUGCAGAAGAUUGACCACGCUCUUGAGACGUUAUCCUGGUUAUCCUGAGGCUCAUCCGGAUGUUAUUGAAGCUAAUGGACUUGCUACUCCUGAAUCUUAUCAAAGUGAUCUUGCUUACCUGAAGAAAAAGGUUGAUGUUGGAGCUGAUUUGAUUGUUACACUGCUUUUCUAUGAUACUGAUAUCUUCCUCAAAUUUGUGAAUGACUGUCGGCAAAUCGGGAUCAACCAAGGGCAAACCGUCCUUAAGAGCUACAUAUCUAGAACAAAGGGCUGGAAUGACUUCCCACAUGGACGAUGGGGUGAUUCAUGCAGUGCUUCAUACAGUACACUUUCUGAUUAUCAGGUUUUACGGAUCUGUUAAAUAGUCAUACCACAACCAACACUGUCGAAACCAAUGAAACUGAUGAGGCUGCAAGCGAAGGUGAAUACCAACCUGAGGAGCGUCAGCAAAGAAGAAAAUGGUCUCACACUGAAGAUGUGGCUCUCAUUGGUGCUUGGCUCAAUACAAGUAAGGAUGCAGUUAUUUCAAAUGGCCAAAAACGUAAUACUUUUUGGUCACGUAUUGCAACUUAUUAUGCUGCAAGUCCUAAGCUUGCUGGUCUCGAGAAAAGACAGCCCAAACAUUGCAAACAAAGGUGGCAGAGGAUCAACGAGACGGUAUGCAAGUUUGUUGGAAGCUAUGAGGCUGCAACAAAAGCAAAAACCAGCGGCCAGAAUGAGGAUGAUGUGAUGAAAUUGGCGUACCAGAUUUACUUCAACGAUUACAAUGUGAAGUUCACACUUGAGCAUGCUUGGAGAGAGCUUCGCCAUGAUCAGAAAUGGUGUGGAGCUUCUACUAUAAAAGGUACUGGAGCUUCUAAGAGAAGAAAACAUGAUGACCAUCCUUCACCGACCUCAGUUCCAGCGAAUGUGGAAGAAGAAGCUCGUCCUCCAGGUGUUAAGGCAGCAAAGGCCAAGGGUAAAAAUGUGUUGAGCAAGCCAAAGACUGUGAAAGAAGAAGGCGCUUCGCUUGAGGAGUUUUAGAGCAUGUGGGAGAUAAAACAAAAAUAAUUUGAUUUGAAAGAGAAGCAAAGUAAGACCAAAGAGAAGCAAACAAUGCAUAAAAUGCUUGACCGUCUUCUAGCUAAAACGGAGCCGCUUACAGAAAUGGAAUUAGCAUUAAAGAAUAAGCUAAUUAGUGACAUGUUGUCAAGUUAGUUUGAGUUUAUGUUAAUGUUCAUCUGCUUGUAUGUUGUUUCUUUCAUUUCUGUUUUAUGUUAUGAGUUGUAUGUCUGUUUUAUGCUAUGAGUUGAAUUGAUGUUUAUGUUUGAAUUUAACUUGUUUGGUUUAUAAUGAUGAUCGGUUGGUUAUGUA
Camelina sativa (false flax) is the source of this 1597-nucleotide messenger RNA. RefSeq names its product methylenetetrahydrofolate reductase (NADH) 1. Gene Ontology annotation, cellular component: cytosol. Gene Ontology annotation, biological process: tetrahydrofolate interconversion. The record is from RefSeq and is a predicted model, not a curated record. Gene Ontology annotation, molecular function: methylenetetrahydrofolate reductase [NAD(P)H] activity; FAD binding. NCBI's taxonomy places the organism in Eukaryota, Viridiplantae, Streptophyta, Magnoliopsida, Brassicales, Brassicaceae.